GCGCUCAGAGGUAUAUAAGACCCCCGGCAAUAGGGUUAUAUUGCGGCUUCACAUCAGUCUCUUCUCUUGUUGACCUUCCAAAUCUCCACACAUACCGUCUAGAGAUGGCACCAAAGAAGGCCAAGAGGAGGGGGGGAGCAACAGACGGCGGUUCCUCCAAUGUGUUCUCAAUGUUUGAGCAGAGCCAGAUCCAGGAGUACAAGGAGGCUUUCACAAUCAUUGACCAGAACAGAGACGGUAUCAUCAGCAAGGAUGACUUGAGGGAUGUGUUGGCUUCAAUGGGCCAGUUGAACGUGAAGAAUGAGGAGCUGGAGGCCAUGGUGAAGGAGGCCAGCGGGCCAAUCAACUUCACCGUCUUCCUCACCAUGUUCGGGGAGAAGCUGAAGGGUGCUGAUCCCGAGGACGUCAUCGUUAGCGCCUUCAAAGUCCUGGACCCCGAGGGUACCGGUUUCAUCAAGAAGGACUUCCUUCAGGAGCUCCUGACAACUCAGUGUGACAGGUUCACUGCAGAAGAGAUGAAGAACCUGUGGGCCGCCUUCCCCCCAGAUGUGGCCGGCAACGUAGACUACAAGAACAUCUGCUACGUCAUCACACACGGAGAGGAGAAGGAGGAGUAAAGAAAGAAUUAGAAGACAAGAAAAAGAAAACAGCUUCCCUUUGCCAUCCUACCUUUCCUGCUCCUCUCUUUUUUCUUUGCUAUUCUAUCCCGCCUUUCUUUUCUUUGUGUGUGCUCAUGGGCUCCGCCUCUUUCACACAGAUUCUCUAUAAGAUGUGUCUCUGCUCUGAGACAUUCGUGUGAGAGUGUGGCUGCUUAUGGGUUGUCUUUGUCUGUUUGUGGGGAUCAGGGAUUAUUUUCAAUAAAAAUGAUCUUUCAACAUC
This is a messenger RNA of Esox lucius (northern pike), 879 nucleotides long. It is a transcript of the gene mylpfa, whose product is annotated as myosin light chain, phosphorylatable, fast skeletal muscle a. Gene Ontology annotation, biological process: skeletal muscle tissue development. Bases 105 to 617 code for a protein of 170 amino acids. The transcript has 7 exons. Lineage: Eukaryota; Metazoa; Chordata; Actinopteri; Esociformes; Esocidae. Gene Ontology annotation, cellular component: cytoplasm. The record is from RefSeq and is a predicted model, not a curated record. Gene Ontology annotation, molecular function: calcium ion binding.